GAGAUUUCAAACGUUCAAGGUCUCUAUAGCUAAAGAACGGGCUCCUUUGGAAGGACGUUAGGAUUUUACCACGUCUUUCUACACUGUACGGUGACGUCAGUGUUUGCUUGAUGGCUAAAAAACGUGGUAAUUCUGCAUCAAACUCUGUUACAUCGGAAAUCCAGGUUAGUAGUAAUGAUAAUCUGUUUUCAACGACUUCGAAUCAUUCCCGAAAACCAUUUACAAAGACAGAAAGCCUUGCUCUACUGAAUUAUAUUCAAGACAAUAACUUACUGUCAUUGUUGAACAAACGCUCAACCUAUGCUCAUUUAGAAGCUGUUAAGAUUUCACAUCAUUGUGCUGAAAGUAUACGUAGUCAUGUUCGACAAGUUUUACUUCCUACGUUCAAAAAUCUUCAGAAUCAAACAGGCAAAAACGUUCUAACUAAGACUAUUACCGAAAAGAAUGAGUGUACAAAUUUCAGUGACAAAAAUCAAACUUUGAGAAAUGGUUUCUCUCGUGUCAAACGACAGCCAUAUACUUUGAUGGAUGAUGAAGCAAUAAUCAAAUAUUUGUUGAAAAAUAAUCUAUGGAGACAAGUAAGAAGUCGCGCUUUAUGGAAAGAGAUGGCUAAGGAACGUGUAACUAAUCAUUCCUCAGAAUCAAUGCGGUCACGCUUCCGUCACCAUUUAGUGAAUUCAGUUUAUGCUCAUUUACUAAAAACACUCCCUAGAAAUGAACAGACUGAACUUCACGAUAUCCUCUUUGGAAGGUCAAACAAAUAUUCCAAUCCUAUGCAGAAAGAUAAAUAUGAUGGUGUGCUCAGUGAUGGUAUAUGUCAUUCAUCUUAUUCGAUUGAUGAAUGUAGUUUGGAUUUGGAUAAGCUUAACACAUAUGGAACAAAUGUGCUUUUCAGUCCGUCACAAAAGAAUCACUCAGACAGAUCAACUAGUAACAAGGCUUCCCAGUCAAAUAUUGAGAGUGAUAAAUUCGUGAAUGCACCACCAGAUCUUACAAAAAGCUCCAGUUUCUCGUCUCCCGACCAAAUCCCUGUUUGUUUGUAUGAAAGUCCUAAAAGAUUUUGUAAUAAUUGCCCUUUACCACCACCAGUUGUAGCAGCAAACAAAAAGAAAACAUCAGAAUCAAAUGAUUUACCGAAUGAUUCAACGGGUCCUUCAUCAUCUAACCAAUCUGUAUUAGAAUUGAUACAGAGUACACCAUGUGAAGAUUCCAGUUCACCGUCUAAUCUAUCACUAGUGACAAUGGAUUCAUCUCCAUUCACUCCAAUAAAUUAUCCGGUAUGGGUUUCAAAGUUGAUAAAUUGCUCUAAUUAUCUAACAACGCCAUUACAAGCUAUAUUGCUUGUUCAUAUGACAAAUGGUUCCGUUGCAGAAGCGUACAACUUUCUGACCACCGGUAAACGUUGUCCAUCAUCAGCAACAAAUUUUAGUCCACCUCUUUGGUUACCUGAUGAUGAUGAAUGUUUAGGUUCAACUGAUAAAAAUAAACUUGAUGAACUUGUCAAUCGUUUUGGUUGGGCAGAAAUAGUUAAACGUGUUGGCUUUUUACAAAAUAAAAAUAAUAUUGAUACUUCUGAUGACAUUUUUUGAAAAUUUUAUUUAUUAGAUUUUGUACAUAAUUAUCGUCUAGAUUUUAUAAAAACUCUGUUGUUAAUUUAUUUUAGUACUGUGUUUUUUCAUCUAUUUCGCUGUAUAUUUAAACAAGAUAUUUUUUUCUGUUUAUUUUUGUACAUUUUCACCUGAGAGAUUUCUAACAGUUAAUUUUUUGUUUUAACUUAUUUAGUUUACUGUUUGUUAAAUCCUCAGAGUAAAA
This is a messenger RNA of Schistosoma turkestanicum, 1812 nucleotides long. NCBI's taxonomy places the organism in Eukaryota, Metazoa, Platyhelminthes, Trematoda, Strigeidida, Schistosomatidae. The record is from the annotation of a GenBank genome assembly.